This is a messenger RNA of Geodia barretti, 1119 nucleotides long. Lineage: Eukaryota; Metazoa; Porifera; Demospongiae; Tetractinellida; Geodiidae. The record is from the annotation of a GenBank genome assembly.
AUGGAUUUUGGACUGUUCAACACGUGGAACGCCUUGUAUGAGGGCGACAGGGUUCCCUGGCACCCCGAAUACCAUGGCGGCAAACUCCUCGAAGAAGACGCAUACGUAAAGAACUACGAGGAAAUCGAUGCCGUGGAGGACAUGGGCUGGGACUACAUCUGGCUGGGCGGAGGACACUUCUCCAAGCAGGCCAGCAUGGACCCCCAGGUGCUCAUGCUGGCGGCAGUCAUCGCGGAGCGCACCGAGCGCAUCAAGAUCGGCUCGUCCAUUCACCGCCCGGUGAUGAAGCAGCCCGACGAAACGCUCUCGGCGGCAGCCCUGCCUCACGAGCGCUACGGCUUCGACAACCUCCUGAUGGAAGACCCCAUACAGACCGCCGAGCAGGUCGCCAUAGUCGACCAGGUCAGCCGGGGACGCUUCAUCUACGGCGCGGGCGGGCGCACCCGCGGCUCCGCCACCCGCCGCGAGCAGUUCUUCGAAUACCUGGAGGUCAUGAAGCAGCUCUGGACCGAGGAGACUUUCACCGGAUUCGAGGGUAAGUACUACAACUACCCGGCCUUCUACGAGUCGUACUUGGCCAUUCCCAAGCCUUACCAGAAGCCGUACCCGCCCAUGCUCCUGCCGGUGGACAGCCAGGAGAGCUUCGUGCCCAUGGGUGAGCAGGGCUACCGCAUCGCCAUCGGCGCGGGCAGCUCCCCCCACAACCCCCGGGGCUCGGCGGUGUUGAAAGAGGACGUACAAGCUUACCGCAAGGCAUGGAUCGACGCGGGGCACCCCGGAGACCCGACCACCGUCGUCCGCAUCCCCACGCUGUUGGCCGAAACCAAGGAAGAGGCCGACCGCCAGACCGAAAACCUGAUGAGCCUCGCCCGCCGCUACUACUCCGGCCGGGUGGCCAUCGGCAGCACCGACGCCGGCACGGCCAGCCCCGAAGCGACCGAGGAGGUCAACCUGUUCGGAACGCCGGAGGAGGUCUGCGACAAGAUCGAGAUGCUCCGCGACGACUUCAGCACCGACGAGAUCAUGUUCGAAGUAAACUGGACAUCGUCGGUACCCCGGGAAGUCGUGAUGAACACCAUGAAGUGUCUAACCGACAAGGUAAUUCCCAAGUUCAAGUAA